Messenger RNA from Cladophialophora psammophila CBS 110553, 306 nucleotides. RefSeq lists its product as uncharacterized. The record is from RefSeq and is a predicted model, not a curated record. The transcript has a single exon. The coding region runs from base 1 to 306 and encodes 101 amino acids. Lineage: Eukaryota; Fungi; Ascomycota; Eurotiomycetes; Chaetothyriales; Herpotrichiellaceae.
AUGAUCCUGCCAAAAAUACACGAAACGACCAAGAAGAAGGGCAUCUUUGUGGUCGCCAAAACCUGCACUGCCAAACAGCGCGCCGUAGCUCUGUUGAGAUCCAAGGAAACAUCGGUUUCGUUCGGACUGGAUGUCGGCCUGGCUGCUAUUGGCAAGAUUGCACCAGAGAUCGGCUGGUGGACAAGCCAGAAGGAAGUAUGGAUGCUGCACCAGAACAUAAGUCGUCAGGCACCACCAUCAACGGUCCAUCCUCCAGCUUCUUCCAACUCCGAGAACUUCGGGAUGAUGGUGCUAUUGUAUUCAUGA